This is a messenger RNA of Cladocopium goreaui, 2352 nucleotides long. NCBI's taxonomy places the organism in Eukaryota, Dinophyceae, Suessiales, Symbiodiniaceae. The record is from the annotation of a GenBank genome assembly.
UCAACGCUCUGCGCCCGGGCUCGUGACAACAUGAUGUUGAUCCGCCACUCCAGUCGUUGCUGUGCCUCUCUGGGACGCACGGCACGCAUGGCCGGACGCCUGGAAUCUGCGAGCAGACGACUCUUCUCCAGUCAGAAACCACCCAAGGGAUUUGAAAGAUACUACAAGAAUAAGAAAGGGCAAGGACAGCCGGAAAAGCCCGAAAAGCCGAAAGAGACCGGAAGGACUUCGGAAUCCCAGUCCUCCAAGAAGGAGGGCCCGAAGGAGGACCCCAAGUCCCCCACAGGCCUUGACAACCAACGAGUAGUGCGCGUGUCGCUCUUGACGAUGGCUGGGGUCUUGGUCUUGAGCCUGUUGAACCAAGACAGGAGGAACGAAGGUGAAAUCACCUCACAGGAAUUGCUGAAGGACUACUUGAUGAAAGGUUUGGUGGCCAAAAUCCAAAUCGUCAACAAGACCUUCUGCAGAGUUCACCUUCGACCCGAAGUCCAGGGUGGCGAUGCUCCAAAGACUCUGACGAUACAGUUGGGGAGCCCCGAGACUUUUGAGGCGAAACUGGAACAGGCUCAACACGAUUUGGGGAUUCCUUCCGUGGAGCAGAUCCCCAUCCAGUAUGUUGAGGAGUCGGACUUUCUCUCGGAUCUUUUACCCCAACUUCCAGGGCUUCUCUUUCUGGUAGUGCUCUUUAUGGGACUUCGAUCAAUGAGCCGAGGAGCUCCCGGCAUGCCUGGUGCGGGUCCAGGGGGUCGAAGUAUUUUCAACAUCGGAAAGAUCUUCCCACAGGGUGCAAAAGACUUGAAAUCCAAGGUGAAGUUUGCAGAUGUUGCGGGACUGGAUCAAGCCAAAGCUGAAGUGGUGGAGUUUGUAGAUUUCCUGCAGAAUCCCAAGAAAUACCAGCAGCUAGGAGCUCGCGUGCCGCGGGGUGGACUGCUAGCAGGUCCUCCAGGUACAGGGAAGACGCUGCUGGCAAAGGCCGUUGCGGGAGAAGCCGAUGUUCCCUUCUUCUCCAUAAGCGGCUCGGACUUCAUUGAAAUGUUCGUGGGCGUUGGACCUUCGCGAGUGCGGGAUUUGUUUCAACAGGCCCGUUCCCAAGCACCUUCCAUCGUCUUCAUCGACGAGAUCGAUGCUGUGGGCCGGCGCCGCGGCAAUGGCGGCUUCGGGGGCGGCGGCAACGAUGAGCGCGAGAACACGCUGAAUCAGUUGCUAGUGGAGAUGGAUGGUUUCUCCUCGGGAACCGGUGUAGUUGUCCUAGCAGGUACCAACCGUAUUGACAUCUUAGACCCCGCGCUGACGAGACCUGGGCGCUUUGAUCGGCAGAUCGCCAUCGACAAGCCGGACCUGGCAGAAAGAGAAAAGAUCUUCCUGGUCCAUUUGAAGCCCAUCACACUGCAAGCAGAUUUGAAAGUGGAAGAUGUUGCCAAGAGGAUGGCCUCUUUGACCCCUGGCUUUGUGGGUGCUGACAUUGCCAACAUCUGCAACGAAGCCGCCAUUUUCGCGGCCCGGCGCUCGGCUGAGACGGUGGAGAUGCAGGAUUUCGAGCGGGCGACGGAACGUGUGCUGGGUGGCCUGCCCAAGCAGAAUGGACUCAUGAGUCCAGAUGAGAAGAAGACAGUGGCCCUGCAUGAGUCUGGCCAUGCCGUGGCAGGCUGGUUCCUGGAGCACGCGGAUCCUCUGUUGAAGGUGUCCAUCGUGCCGCGCAGCAGUGGAGCAUUAGGCUUCGCGCAGUAUCUGCCGCAGGAGAUGAGUCUCUUCUCCAAGGAGGCCAUCCUGGACAAAAUCGCCGUGGCUCUGGGCGGCCGCGCUGCCGAGGAGCUCUUCGUGGAGAAAAUCACCACCGGGGCCUCGGACGAUUUGGACAAGGUCACCAAAAUGGCCUACUCCAUGGUGGCAGUCUAUGGCAUGAAUUCCGAACUGGGCUUGGUGUCCUAUGGCCAGAACAAUUCCAGCCAGCAGUUCUACAAGCCCUACAGUGAAGAGACCGGAAGGAAGAUUGAUGAGCAAACCAAAGGCAUUGUGGAGGAACAGUACAGUAGAGUCAAAGCACUGCUCGCGGAGCAGAAAGAAAAACUGGAGAACUUGGCUGAGAGACUGGCUGAGAAAGAGACGUUGGUGUACCACGACCUGGUGGAAGUCCUGGGGGAGCGACCGCAUCCCAUCAAGGCGGAAGUCUCCAAAUUCGUCACCGCAGGCACCAAUCCCUUCUCAAUGCCCAGUGAAGCUGCCUUCUCUGCCGAGACUGAUGGAUCUGAUGAAUCCGAUCGCUCGACUUCCGGCUCGGGGCACUGACAGCCUCCGACAGUCCGACAUCGAUCUUUUCAAGGCUGGAAAAUCACAGGGGAACCACUGUGAAAC